Molecule: messenger RNA, 875 nt
Organism: Fragaria vesca subsp. vesca
Lineage: Eukaryota; Viridiplantae; Streptophyta; Magnoliopsida; Rosales; Rosaceae
Product: calmodulin-like protein 11-like
Exons: 4
Coding region: 196-648 (150 amino acids)
Molecular function (GO): enzyme regulator activity; calcium ion binding
Source: RefSeq, a predicted model, not a curated record
GUGAAUAGUGUGAAUGAACAGCUUAGUUUAAUUAGCACUUUUCUCACUUAAGCGCCUAUUUAAGCAGCUGCGAGUGAACAACAUUAGGCUGCAGAUGAUCAGGAGCUGGGAUUAAUCAGAAGAUAAGAGUCCUGGCAGCUAGAUCGAUCAAAGGCAGCUAGAGAAAGUUGGCCUGAAAGUAAACAAGGUGCCAAUAUGGGAGAGGUUCUAAGUGAAGAACAGAUUGCUGAGUUUCAGGAAGCCUUCUGUCUUUUUGACAAGGAUGGAGAUGGAUGCAUUACAAUCGAAGAACUCGCCACCGCGAUCAAAUCGGUGGAUCAAAAUCCGACGGCAGAAGAACUGCAGAGCAUGAUAAACGAAGUUGAUAUUGACGGCAACGGAACCAUAGAAUUUGGGGAGUUUCUCAAUGUCAUGGUGAGGAAAAUGAAGGAAAAUGACGCGGACGAGGAAUUGAAAGAAGCUUUUAAAGUGUUCGAUAAGGAUCAAGAUGGCUACAUUUCACCUAAUGAGUUGAGGAAUGUGAUGAUUAACCUGGGGGAGAGAUUGACGGAUGAAGAGGCAGAGCAAAUGAUCAGAGAAGCUGAUUUGGAUGGUGAUGGCUUAGUCAAUUAUGAAGAAUUUGUGACAAUGAUGUUAUUAGCUUUCUGAUGAUCUAUCUAGCCAGACAAACUAUAUAUUUAACUUCAUGUGAUAUUCAUCAGAUUAUAUACAUCAUACAGGAAAAUAAUACGAUAUUGAUGCCCUGUAGCAAACCCUAGCUAGCAAGAAACCCUCCAGAUCGAUGUCGUUCGUUUUAGCUUGUUGAGUUGUUGAGACAAUUUGAAUACCAUACAAGGGGUUGUGCUUUGUGAUCCGAACCAAAUCAAGACAAAUGA